Pygocentrus nattereri (red-bellied piranha) is the source of this 6016-nucleotide messenger RNA. It is a transcript of the gene kdrl, whose product is annotated as kinase insert domain receptor like. Gene Ontology annotation, molecular function: transmembrane receptor protein tyrosine kinase activity; ATP binding. The coding region runs from base 411 to 4310 and encodes 1299 amino acids. The record is from RefSeq and is a predicted model, not a curated record. The transcript has 30 exons. Gene Ontology annotation, biological process: protein phosphorylation; multicellular organism development; positive regulation of kinase activity. Gene Ontology annotation, cellular component: signaling receptor complex. Lineage: Eukaryota; Metazoa; Chordata; Actinopteri; Characiformes; Serrasalmidae.
AGGAGGAGAUCUGCUGCACUCCUUUACUCCUGCAGCCUUUAGGCAGCUCAUUCACUCGCUUUUAGUCGCUUUCGAUCUUUAAGAAGGGCUUGAGAGUACUGGAGUCUGAUGUUUUUCCUUCUUGUCGAUUUUGAAAUAGUCUCAUGAGACCACGCUAAGAGGAGAAGCAGAAAGCCCACCGCACCUGCCCUGGAGGACUGACUGCCCCCUUGGACAGGGGCAGAACUAGAGCUGCCUGUCUGAACAACAUGGGAUACACCUUGACGGUUCUGGUACCUUGAGCUUAGUGACUAAAAUCGUUUGGCUGAAGGAAAAGCUCCGCUGAAUCUUACUGCGCAUCCACCGAUUUGCUCAACCGCUUUGGCUACUCGCUGACUUGGCACCGGAGUUCUGAGCGCCACCGGGACGGAAUGACUCCCAGAGAAACUGCGGUGUUCAUAGCCGUGCUCUUUCAGUGCCUCACCUCCACGCGAGGCCUGCUGGAGGGAGUUCCACAGCUGCAUCCUGGAGUAGCUACACACCUGCGGAAUGCUGGCGAGUCACUCAUACUCAACUGCAGCGGGUCCACCCAUCUGCAGUGGAACCUGGCCAGUGGGAAACUGAACACUUCUGAACAUGUGCAAGGUGUUGAGUGUGGGGAGAGCCUGGAUGCGCGGGAGGAGAGAUACUGCAGUAAACUGCAGAUAAACAACCUCAGGCACAGUGACACUGGAUACUACAGUUGUAGUCACCACAAUUCCAGAGAACAUAAGAGCUCCACUUACGUAUUUGUCAGAGAUCAUCACCAUCCAUUUGUGGAGGUCUUCUCUACAAAAGUCCUGUUUGUGUACAGAGAUGAUGAUAAGCUGGUGGUCCCUUGCAGAACGACUUCUCCAUAUCAACAUGUCGAUUUGGAAACAACUCCUCCCAUAUCACAAACAAUAAGGAGAGAUGUUUUGUGGGACCCAAAAGUGGGUUUUCAGAUUCCGAUAGGACCGUUUGAGAGCUAUAGCCUGAUUACAUGUGUUGCCAGGGUAGACGGCAAAAAAGUCCAAUCAACCUUCAUUCCGCUGCGCCGCACCAAUGUUCUGAAGAAUGUGCACAUAACUACAGAGCAUCCAAGAGUACUGGUUGGUGACACCCUAGUCCUCAAUUGCUCAGGAGAGACCACAUAUAACGGCAGGAUUCUAUUUAAAUGGGACUUCCAGAAGAGCCCUAUUACUCGUCCUCAUACCAUACACAGGACAAGAAUAGAACCUGCAAAAAUCACUGUAAUGACCACGGCGAUAAUCAUACCUAAUGUUACCAUGGAAGACAAGGGCAUGUACAGAUGCACAGCAACGCUUGAUAGAUCUGUGCAUGCGACAGUUAAGGUUGCUGUCUAUGAGCAUCCAUUCCUCAAUGUGAGCAGAGGUUAUCGUAAGGAGGUUAUCAGUAUUGUAGAGGGCAGAAGACUGGAGUUUGGACCCCGGGUCAAUGCACUGCCUCCUCCAGACAAAAUAGCCUGGUACAAGGAUGGGAAGCACAUCACAGAUUCCUUAUGUUAUGAGGCAGUGGGCUACAACCUCACCAUCAAGGAAGUGAAGCCAAAGGAUGCUGGGGUCUUCACUAUUGUCCUCUCAAACCAGGAGAAAGGGCUUCAGAAGAACUUCAGCUACACCCUGUUGGUCAAAGUGAAGCCGAGGAUCUCUGAGGAGGAAGUGGCGUCUGUAGGCCCCCAGACCUACAGGCAUGGACAGAAGCACCAGCUUACCUGUACAGCCUAUGGAUACCCAAAGCCUAACAUCACAUGGUUUUGGCAGCCGUGUGAUCCCAACUCAAAGCUCACAAAGUGCAUGAAUUAUACUACUCCAGUCCCUGUCCAAGACAACACCAUUUAUUCAUCUAACUUUGUUAAUGAAGUUUUAAUGAGUACCGAGCUGUUAAAAGGCAAAAACAAGACCAUAAGCACCUUGGUUGUGACAGCUAAUGUGUCCGGAGUCUACCACUGCAAAGCCAGUAACGUGGUGGGGGAGCGGACAAUGCCGAUUCAUUUCUACGUAGAUGAUCAAGCCCAGCCUUUUGAGAUUGAGCCCUUGACAGCCAUUGAAGGAGAUGAUGUCACUCUAACUUGCCGGGGCACUCGAUUUCUCUAUGAACGGUUAAGGUGGUAUGACCCACAGAAUCAGCUUGUCCACGAUGACAGCUUCACACAGCAGGUCGGUCGUUAUUCCAUCUCCCUGUUACUCAGACUGAAGAAUGUCUCCAGAAGUCAGAACACGAACUAUCAGUGCCGGGCAACGUAUCUCAGCUCCAAGAAGGAGGUCAACACAACUUCGACUUUAAUAGUUGAUGAGAGGAGAGUUCCUAAGUUGAAGCAGAACUUGACCAAUCAGGAUGUGAACAGCAGCAGCACUCUGGUACUGUCUUGUCUGGCCUAUGGUGUUCCACCUCCUUUAAUCACGUGGUAUAAAGACAAGGUUCCUGUCACUGAAGGACCAGGAAUUACCCUUAGAGAUGACGGGGUCCUAAUCAUCCAGAGGGUGAAGAAAGAGGAUGAGGGAAUGUAUGAGUGUCAGGCCACCAACGCUGAAGGAGUGGCAACAUCUAGUGCAGUAAUCACUGUACAGGGUGAUGAAGGCAAACCAAAUAUUGAGGUGAUCAUCCUGGUGUGCACUGGAGCUGCUGCCACCUUUCUGUGGAUCAUGCUGAUUCUCUUCAUCCGCAAACUGAGAAAGCCAAGUUCUGCAGAUUUAAAGACAGGCUACCUGUCCAUCAUCAUGGAUCCAGAGCAGAUGCCCCUCGAUGAGCAGUGUGAUCGUCUGCCUUAUGACAGCAGCAAAUGGGAGUUCCCUAGAGAUCGCCUCAGACUGGGUAAAACUCUGGGCCAUGGUGCUUUUGGAAAGGUUGUGGAAGCUUCUGCCUUUGGCAUAGACAAGCUCUCUACAUGCAAAACAGUUGCUGUUAAAAUGUUGAAAGGCGGAGCUACGAAUAAUGAAUGGAGGGCGCUUAUGUCUGAACUGAAAAUACUGAUCCAUAUUGGGCACCAUCUCAACGUGGUCAAUCUACUGGGAGCCUGCACUAAGCAAGGAGGUCCAUUGAUGAUAAUAGUGGAAUACUGCAAGUAUGGAAACCUUUCCAAUUACUUGAGGAGCAGGCGAGGAGACUUUGUUGUGUAUAAGUCUCAAGACGGUAAGACGCUACGCUCAGGCUCGGGUUGCGAUCUGAGUGAGCUGAUCAAGCGCAGGCUGGAGAGCGUGGCCAGUACAGGAAGCUCAGCCAGUUCGGGCUUCAUCGAAGAUAAGAGCUACUGUGACUCGGAGGAAGAGGAGGAAGAGCAAGAAGACUUGUAUAAGAAAGUGCUCACUCUAGAGGACUUAAUUUGCUACAGCUUUCAAGUGGCCAAAGGCAUGGAGUUCUUGGCGUCACGAAAAUGUAUUCACCGUGAUUUGGCGGCACGAAAUAUCCUGUUGUCUGAAAACAAUGUUGUGAAGAUAUGCGACUUUGGACUUGCGAGAGACGUGUAUAAGGACCCAGACUACGUCCGUAAGGGAGAUGCCAGACUUCCUCUAAAGUGGAUGGCACCAGAAGCCAUAUUUGACAAGAUCUACACCACACAGAGUGAUGUGUGGUCCUUUGGUGUGUUAAUGUGGGAGAUUUUUUCACUGGGUGCAUCCCCUUACCCUGGUGUACAAAUUGAUGAAGAAUUCUGCUGCCGGUUGAAGGAUGGCACUAGAAUGUCAGCGCCUGAAUAUGCUUCUUCUGAAAUAUAUCAGACCAUGCUGGACUGCUGGGAUGGUGAGCCACUGCAGAGGCCCACUUUUACAGAGCUAGUGGAGAGACUAGGAGACCUGCUCCAGGCCAGUGUACAACAGGAGGGAAAGCAUUACAUUCCUAUCAACACAGCCCUGCUGACCAAAGUGGAUCCAUCAAACCCAGACCCCAUAGAGGAGACCUCCACAGGACCAGUCUCUCUCAGAAACUCAGGCAGCUCAUGGAACAUCAAGAUCCGUCCAGACAGCAUAAAGACUUUUGAUGAGGUGACCUUGGAGAAUGGAACAAAUGAGAUGCAUGAGGGAGGUCAGACAGACAGUGGAAUGGGUUUCUCCUCAGAUGAUCUAAAGACGUUGAAGCAUUUGCAGUCCCUGACUCGACCCUUAAGCAUCAUGGCCCUGGCGAUGAAGAGUAAGAGUAAGGAGUCUGUUCUAUCGGAUGGGGAGAAAGAGAAGUAUCCUCUUGUCCCUUCACUAGACUUCAGUCUGGAAGACUCUUCUCUGGACCCUGAGCUGGAGUGCCACAGCCCACCACCUGACUACAACUAUGUUGUGCGCUACUCUACCCCACCCGUCUGAAUUUGCCUGUGCCCAAAAGCCACCAGGACUCAUCACUCCAAUAGCCCACCCUGAACAAAUCCACUGACUGAUUAUUUUAUCUCUUGAUUUCUAUUUUAUUCUAUUUUCAUUUUUACUAGGCCAGGACUAAAAGAUGGCAUGUAGUUUGGUCAAUAAGGUUGUUGAUUCAAAAGGCUCUAGAACCGCUACCUAACAUGUAUCUUGGCAUUUUUUUGAAUGAGAAACCCGGUGUAGAGUAAUUGGAGCAUGAAUUGCCCUCUAAAAGCUGCUGAACCGUGUCGCUCUACACCACUGUGAUAGCCACAGAUACAACUAGAGACCACCUCAGGUAUUACUGUUAUCUACUGUGAACACAAGAAGCACAACCUGUUACAGCUAUAGUGUAUGUUUCUUCAGUCAAAUCACGUCUUACAGAUCGGUGGCUGGUGUUUUAAAUGAAGGGUGUAAUCAGUACAGAAAAUACAGUACAGAGAAGGAAUUUUGUUUUAUUAAUCUAAGUAUUUUAAUUAAAUGAAACUGGAAAAUUAUUUGACAUUUUAUUUUACUUUAAGAUUGAAUUUUGAUUUAUUAUUAUUAUUGAGAUUUUUUGAUGUACUAAAGUUCUUGUUUUUAAGGCUACUUUCAGGAAAAGAAAGCAGCUUGUGCUUCAUUGGAUACAAAAACAAGCCUCCUGUUAAAAUCGUGGAUUCUUUCCCUUCAUGUUCUCUUGCUGGUGUCAAUGUUUUGUAUAUGCGUUGUGAUAAUAAGUCCUAUAGUGUUUUUAUUGUUAUAUGCUUUUAGGAUUGGAUUAACACUUUGCUGCCCUAGAUUAACCUUCAUUUCAUUGAUUGGGUUGGCUCCCCCAACACCGACCGAAUGAAAUUAAGAAUGUGUUUUUCAAACAUUUCUAAACUUUUAUCAAAGUUGUAGUAAAUUACCCAACACAUUUGAAAUCUGACCUGAAGAUGCUGGCCUAGUUUUCGCUGUGUGCUCUUAGUCCUCCUAAUAUGAAGGAUUUUCAGAGAAAUUUUGCGAGUCUAGUUGUACUUGACAGACAGUAUUAUAGAAUAGCAAUAGAAUAAACAGACCAUGCCCCUUUAAUGUGAAGCAUACAUUAUGAAUUAUUAAACUCUGAGUCAUCACAGCAAAAUAUAUUUUCUGUCCUGCCUUUCAUUGAUGCAUAGUCACAUUUCAAUUCACACUUUAAUUAACCAGCUUCAUUUUAACAGGAAUAAUAUUGAUCCAUGUUUGUGCUAUAAUCUAACUUAGGCUUGCAGGGCAGGCUAAAGGAAUACUAAGUACAAGGUAAUAUAAACAGUUGGUCACUACAUAUAAAUGAUCAUCAUAAAUUAUACUAGACGCUUGUGCACCCUUGUAGGUAAUAUCAGUAUUAACUAAGUUGUAAAAGUUGUACAGAAUUAAUGAAAGGUGUGGCCUUGCAUCAGUCAAGCCAGGAUUGUAGCCAUCUAUCAGAAGGAAAGAGCUGUUACUCCACGUUUGUUACUUCCUAUCCAUUUUUUGUGUUUGUCAGUAUUAAAUUCAGCGGUUGAUCAGACCACUUACCAAACAUUAUGUACUGCCAAAUAAUAUUUGUAUUAUUGUUGACGUAUUUGCGUUAAUUGAAAAAAAGUUUAAUGUAUGCACUGAGAUUUUCUAUGUAUUUUUUGCAUUAUAUGUAUUUUAAUAUUAACCAAGCAUAAAUAAAGAUCUAUAUAUUUAUAAAUAAC